Molecule: messenger RNA, 2438 nt
Organism: Cucumis sativus (cucumber)
Lineage: Eukaryota; Viridiplantae; Streptophyta; Magnoliopsida; Cucurbitales; Cucurbitaceae
Exons: 1
Coding region: 169-2106 (645 amino acids)
Source: RefSeq, a predicted model, not a curated record
UAAGGAGACAAAUUUCAAAAUUAAAAGCCAACUGAUUUUUAUCUUUUAAUAAAACAGAAAAUAUUACCUUUUUCUUCUUCCUCGGUUCUAUUCUGAUUUCCGAAGGCGGCGAAAUUCGAUCGGAACUCCCUCCUCUGCCUCCGCCUCCGCUGCCGCCGUUCUGUGAAUAUGAAUGGAGUAACCGAGGAGAAAUCGGAGGCUCGGCGUCUCAGAGAACUGGCAGAGAAGAGGUUUGGAGAUUCUAAUCUCAAGUCUGCUCUCAAGUACGCCAAGCGAGCUCAUCGCCUCGAUCCAAACCUUGACGGCGCCGCCGAAAUUCUCACUUCCUUUCAGAUUCUCCGAGUCGCCGCUGAGUCUCCGGACGACUGGUACCGGAUUCUUCAGGUGGAGCCAUUCGCUCACAUCAACACAAUAAAAAAACAGUACAAGAAGCUCGCUCUACUUUUGCAUCCGGAUAAGAAUCCCUAUUCCGGCUCCGAGGAGGCGUUUAAGAUCGUCGGCGAGGCGUUUCACUUUUUAUCCGAUAAGGUUAGGAGGAAGGAGUAUGAUUUGAAGCUUCGGAUUCGGAUUCAGGACGAGAAGAUUGGAGAUGCGGCUGUGGAGAGCGAGACGUUUUGGACUGCUUGCUCAACGUGCCGGCUUCUGCAUCAAUUCGAGAAGAGGUAUGUAGAGCAUACUCUAGUCUGCCCUAGCUGUAGAAAAAGUUUUAAAGCUGUUGAAGUUGUGUGUAACGAACCUGAGAUUAGGGAAAUUGGGGUCAUGGUUGGGGGUAGAAGGUUGAGGAAUUUGAGUUCUAGGCAAAAUUUUGGCAGUUUCAAAGGAUUAAACGUAUCUUUAAAUACUGUUCAAUGGAAGAGAAAUGCUGCAGUGAGUAAGAUGUAUGGUGAGAAGAAGAAAGGUCUGGAGUCAAAUGGAAAGGCUAGUUCCGUAGAAGGUGAAGUUAGAAAUGGCGAUUUGGAGGAGGGAUUUGAUGAUGAUGAUGGGAUUUGUAGAAGAAGAUUAAGAAGUGGGAUUAUGAGGAAGAAGAUGAGUAGUGUUGGUGAGGUUUUGGAGAGGUCUAAGCUAAAGCCUGUAAAAAUGGAGGAGGAAAUGACUUUGGCUGAGUUGCAGUCUCAAGUGAUUCAGAAAUCUCGAAAAGAGAAGAUGAAACUGAAGUUAAAAGAGGAGGAGGAAGCAGAAGGAGUGAACAAGAGAAAGAAACUGGUUGAGGAGAAUGACAAUGACGAUGAGAGAUUAACUUUAAAAGAGAUCGAAGGUCUACUACGGAUUCGUCGGCAAGAAACAUCAAAGAGUGCUGGGUUUUUGGAGAAUGCAAAACAAAGGAGUUCCAAGAAGAAUGUGAAUCUUGAAGCUCAGAAGAAGCAACAAGGACCUUCAUGUAAUGGUGUUGAUUUGGAUAUGAUGGUUGUGGAAGAUUCAGAUUUUUAUGAUUUUGACAAGGACAGAAUGGAGAGAAGUUUCAAAAAAGGGCAAGUGUGGGCUGUAUAUGAUGAUGAUGAUGGAAUGCCAAGGCAUUAUGGCUUAAUUGAAAAAGUUACUGUAAAUCCUUUUGAAGUGAAAAUGAGUUGGUUGGAUGUUCAAAACAAUGGAGAUGAAAGACUACUUUGUUGGGAGAAGAUGGGAUUUCAUGUAUCUUGUGGUAGAUUUAAGGUCACUAAAAAAACAACCAUUCAUUCAUUGAACAUUUUUUCUCAUGUUGUGGAUUGUGAAAGAGCAGCAAAGGAAGUCCAUAGGAUUUAUCCUAAAAAGGGAUCAGUAUGGGCACUUUACAAAGAAGAAGAAGAAGGUUUGGAUGCUGAGAAGAGAAGAAACCUUUCAAAUAAAGAGAAACGGACUUACGAUAUCGCGGUGUUUUUAACAACUUACAGUGAGAUGCAUGGUUUAAGUAUGGCUUAUCUUGAGAAGGUUAAUGGUUACAAGACCAUAUUCAAGAGAAGGGAGAUUGGUUAUCAUGCUAUUAGAUGGUUCGAAAAGGACAAUAUCCGAUUAUUUUCGCAUCAAAUUCCUGCUCGGAAGCUUUCUAUAGAUGAUGCUCUUGGGAAACUGAAGGACUGUUGGGAACUUGAUCCAGCUUCUCUUCCCUCGGAUUUGCUAACCACCUGCUGAAACAAAUAGAAUCUGAGUGAAAAAUUCCCUCCCUGCUUGUGUUCGUUGCUAUCUUAUUCUUGAUAGCCGGCUGGUUUUAGGCGAACUGACUAUCUGGUAUGUACUCACUACCCAUGUAAGUUUAGAUAAACAAUGCAUUAUGAUUUGUAGCAUAAGAGGCAUUGUGGUAUAUAAAUCAAGACAGCAGUUUUUGGCCAUGGCAGUAGUCUCUUACUAUUUCUAAUAUUGUUUGACAAAUAUCUGUAGUCUCUCUCUCCCACAGAAUUUAUGCUUAGGACACAAUUUGAAUUGAGAAGGUAUCAUCAAUUUCUAAGGAUAACGUAUUUGAUAUA